Cokeromyces recurvatus is the source of this 546-nucleotide messenger RNA. RefSeq lists its product as uncharacterized. The record is from RefSeq and is a predicted model, not a curated record. Gene Ontology annotation, cellular component: membrane; cytoplasm. The transcript has 4 exons. Bases 19 to 306 code for a protein of 95 amino acids. Lineage: Eukaryota; Fungi; Mucoromycota; Mucoromycetes; Mucorales; Mucoraceae.
GUUAAAUAAGGUUUAAUAAUGUUUGCUGCAUAUCAUAAAGUUUUGAUUAAAAGGCCAAUAUUGGUUCAAAGUAUAUCAACGGCUGCUUUAUUUGGUGCAGGAGAUGUAAUUGCUCAGCAAUUAGUUGAAAAAAAAGGAUGGAAAAGUCAUGAUUACAUGCGAACAAUGAGAAUGUCCGCUUUUGGUGGUCUAUUUGCUGGACCUAUUUUAAGUCAUUGGUAUCGUUAUGUCGAUAAAAAAGUCAAUAUGAGAAACAACAAAGCUUUUCAAGCUGGUAAAAUUAUAAGUAUUAUCCUUCCCAAAUGAUGACUGAUUCAUCUAUAAAAGCAUUUUUUACUGGACAAGGAUUAUUCGAAGGCAAAUCAUUCAAUCAAAUUAAAGAAAAAUUAUCUAAUGGAUAUAAACCUGCUUUAAUUGGAAAUUAUAAGGUAAAUAAUAAAUUUGUAGAGUAGUGUCCAUCAUUCUGCUUGUUUAAUAAAAUAAAAAAAUAAUAAAAUAAAAUAAUAGAUUUGGCCUGCAGUUCAGUUUAUCAACUUUUAUUUUACA